CCAAAAAUCGAAAGAGGAAGAAGAAGAAGAAGAAAGAAAAAAGGAACUCGUAAGGGCUGCUUCUUCUUCCUCGUCUUUUCCAAUUCAAACCGUUUCAAAGAGGAACAGCUCCAAUGGCGGCAACGACGACGACGAAGAAGCCUGUGAUGUUAAUCGGAAUCGACGAAAGUGAAUACGCAAUCGGCGCUCUGGAGUGGACAUUAAACCACUUCUUCUCAUCAACCAUAAAUCCACCUCUCUUCAAGCUCAUCCUCCUCCACGCCAAGCCAAUUCCCGAAAUCUACCUCGAUAUCUCCGGUCCAGGAACGUUUUUGGGAUCUGCUCCUGGAUUGUACCAAGUAUUGGAUCAGAAUUUGAAGAAUAAAGCAGGGAAUAUCAUGAAGAAAGCGAAAGAGAUCUGCGCGACUAGAUCGGUUUGCGAUGUUGAGUUCGAGGUUGAAGAAGGAGAUGCUAGGAAUGUAUUGUGUGAGGGUGUUAAUAAAUAUGGUGCUUCUAUGUUGGUGGUGGGAAGCCAUGGCUAUGGAGCCAUUAAAAGGGCAUUGUUAGGGAGUGUGAGUGAUUAUUGCGCCCAUCAUGCUCAAUGCACUGUCAUAAUCGUGAAGCCUAAACCCCACACUUAAAAGGGAAAAAAAAAAGACCCAUUAAGUGGAUGUAAAUAAAAUAAAAGGAAUCGUAAUAGGUCUGAUUCUUA
Messenger RNA from Cucumis melo (muskmelon), 691 nucleotides. Its product is annotated as universal stress protein A-like protein. Bases 114 to 620 code for a protein of 168 amino acids. The transcript is spliced from 4 exons. Lineage: Eukaryota; Viridiplantae; Streptophyta; Magnoliopsida; Cucurbitales; Cucurbitaceae. The record is from RefSeq and is a predicted model, not a curated record.